This is a messenger RNA of Symbiodinium pilosum, 681 nucleotides long. The record is from the annotation of a GenBank genome assembly. NCBI's taxonomy places the organism in Eukaryota, Dinophyceae, Suessiales, Symbiodiniaceae.
AUGGGCGUCUGCAGCUUAGCACGCCAGAUGCGCCGCAAGGACAACUCGGGGCCUCCUCCCAAGGAGCAGACCCUCAAUUUCAAGAUCAGGGGCUUGGAGGAAAGCGAUGCAAACAAGAUUUUGAUGGAGGUCGUAUUCCAGGAGAGGAGCCAAAGGCCACCCAUGACCUUGCUACUUGCCCACUACGAUAAGGAUGAGCAAGUGGCAGCCUGGUCCCUCGCAGUAGCCACUGCCGAGCUCAUUCCGGGCAUUCAUUUCUUCUACUUCAAGGUCAAUGGGGUCUCAGUGGUCUCUACCGAGCACAUGCGGCUUGGCAGAUGGAAUGCGCUGCAUGUCAGCGAUCCAAUUCGUCGCUACUUGUUGGCCCGAGACAGCAAGGGCCAGUUGUCUGAGGAUGCACCGAUUGUCGAGAAAACGCGAUCCAAAAAGAUUGUGGACAUGGCCAUGGAUUCGUGCGUGGGCUCUGGCUCCAACGCCGACGAGGUCGGCUUGCAGGCGGGUGUGUACACCGACAUCUGCUGGCAAUUGUCACACCUUUGCUCAACCAUGUUGGCAAAGGAUGGCCAAAACAUUGCUCGCCCAUACAGCGUGGGUGGAAACCUCUUCGGCCAUGCCGAUUCGGAUGAUGAGGCGGCCGGCCAGGACCAGAACAGCGAAGCGCUGGUUGACCGAAGCAGCUAG